Molecule: messenger RNA, 1029 nt
Organism: Adineta steineri
Lineage: Eukaryota; Metazoa; Rotifera; Eurotatoria; Adinetida; Adinetidae
Source: the annotation of a GenBank genome assembly
AUGUUUGAAAUAAACGAUCUAUUCGAUACAUUUAUAUUUCGUACAACAACCUUAACUGGUUUUCUAUUUUAUUGGUUACCAAUCAUAUGUAUUCUUUCACCGACUUAUUUAAGUCCAUUUACAUUUGUUGAUUCAACACAAGAAUUUAAAGCAUAUCGAAUGGCACAAUAUGAUUUAUAUGGUCAAGCAUACGGUAGUCGUCAAGCAUUUAUUUCAAGUGAAGUUCGUUUAUGGUCACAUACAAAUCUUAAUCGAAAAGCUGCAUUAAUACGUUUAGAAAAAUUAACUAUUGAACGUUUUCGUUCACUUAUAUCGAAAGGUAUCAAUAGUUUAUUUGUUGUUAUUCCACCAACAACUAUACCAUGGACAGCUGAACAAAAAACAGAUAUAUGUGAUUUAGAAACAAUAUUACUUGGUGAAAGUGUUCCAAUACCAGUUUAUUUUCUUCCUGAAACUCAACAAACAAAUGAGUUAUAUAAAUCAAUUGAAUCACGACGUGAUUCAACAAAAGAUUCAGCAUUAGCUGUUCUUUAUGAUAUGGUUACAGCUGAUGGUUAUCAAUUAUCAGUUACAACAGGCAAACAUAAUCAAAGAACAGAUAGUGUUUUAUAUAAUAUAAAUGGAAAAUUAGUUGGUCAUGGAAUUGAAGAACGUUUACCAAAAAUACUUUUUGUCGCACAUUAUGAUUCAAUUGGUUUAGCAAAUGGUUUAGCACAAGGUGCAGAUUCUAAUGCAAGUGGUGUUUUAAUUUUAUUAAAAUUAAUUCGUUUAUUUUCAAAAUUAUAUUCUAAACAAACAACAAGAGCUAAAUAUAAUUUACACUUUUUAUUUGCUGCUGGUGGUAAAUUAAAUUAUCAAGGAAGUAAAAAAUGGAUUGAUGAUUAUCAUGAUCAAAAACAACAACAACAACUUCCAAAUGAUGUUGACGUUGUUGUUUGUCUUGAUUCAUUGGGACAAUCAAAUCAACUCUAUAUGCAUGUUUCAAAACCACCAAAAGAUACACAAACAGUAAGAUUAUUAACCCUUUAA